AUGAUGGCCGAAUAUUGCACGGCUUCCUUGGAGCUCUUUCAAAAGCACAGGAAUGAUUAUAUCGACUAUAUGGAUGGCCAUGUUGAUGAGAUCAAUAUAGCGUACAGACUUACACAGGACGUGGACUGCACCAUUAAGGGGCCGCCCUCAAUCCCGGACAGAUUUGCCAAAUGGCGCGACGAGUUGAACUAUCACUUAUGGAACACGUUUAAGCCACGUGAAAGCUACGAGAAAGUACUUCCAGAGUUGAUAAAGGAACUGAAAGAGGCAAAGCUGAGGGCAGCCAACGGUUUCCAGGUCCCAAAGCUGAAGCCUACCUCCAAAGCUGCCCACUGUUCUAAGGCCGAAAUACCCUUUGACAACGACAAUGAUGAGAUCCAGUACCACGAACAGUUGCACGACUUGGAAUUCAACGCGCCGUACCACCUGCAGGCUUUCAGUGGAUCAAACCGCGACCUCUACGUGUCAUACAUGAAGAAACGCCAGGUUAAGAAAAUGGUGAAGACACUGAAGGAAUGA
This is a messenger RNA of Diaporthe batatas, 519 nucleotides long. RefSeq lists its product as uncharacterized. The coding region runs from base 1 to 519 and encodes 172 amino acids. The transcript has 2 exons. NCBI's taxonomy places the organism in Eukaryota, Fungi, Ascomycota, Sordariomycetes, Diaporthales, Diaporthaceae. The record is from RefSeq and is a predicted model, not a curated record.